AUGCUCACACUCCGAGAGCAGCCGUCCUCCUGUGGACUCACCACCUGCAGAGGUCUUGUGGAGCUGAACGACUCCUCGGCCACGACCUCUGUCUCGGGCUCAGAUGUUGUUGACGACAAAAGAAGAGAUGAGGAGGGAGGAGAGAUGGAGGAAGCAGAGCCUUUUGUGGAUGACAAUGACGAAGAACUCACUGAGGAGUCACUGAACUUCAAACCUGAGGCAGACACAGGCCAGCUCUUGCCUUCGGAUUCCAAAGAGCUACACAACAAUAACAACAAGACUGAUGGGGAAAGCGAGAUUGAUACCUCAGUCUUCCCACAGAUGUUCUGUAACAUGGAUGAAGGUUCUGCCGCCACUGAGUUUCAAGAAGCGAACUCUGCACCACUGCCGGGCUUUGAUUCUUUUACUGCCGUCUCUAUGGAACUAGGAUUCAUGGAGCUGGUUCGCUGCAGACGAUCAAAAAGUCCUGAUGAUUUGGUGUACUGCAAGUUUUGUUUGGGGCUUUAUGCAAAAAACCAUCUUUGGAGACACGUGAAGAACUCCCACUCGGAGGAAUAUGUUCGGAGGAGAAAGAAGCGUCCCGCAACCAUCAACGAUGAGGCCUCUCUUCUGCUUUUGGAGGAAUCGUUCUACAAUCCAUUCACUCAAGGUGACAUGAAGUUGGGUGAAAUUGGAGCUGGAAGCGAUUUAGAAAAACUGAUUGAAGCUUCUUUUAAUGAGACUUUCCUCGAAGAGAUGUCAGAGUCAACAAAGGAUAUGAAUGUAUUAAAUGAUUCACAAAAUGACGCGUCAGUUACAGAAAACACGUCUGAAGCAACUUUGUCUGAAGCAACUUUGUCUGAAGCUACGGCGUCUGAAGCUACGGCGUCUGAAGCUACGGCGUCUGAAGCUACGGCGUCUGAAGCUACGGCGUCUGAAGCUACGGCGUCUGAAGCUACGGCGUCUGAAGCUACGGCGUCUGAAGCCACGGUGCCGUCUGAAGCUACGGCGUCUGAAGCCACGGCGUCUGAAGCCACGCCGUCUGAAGCCACGCCGUCUGAAGCCACGCCGUCUGAAGCCACGGUGUUUGAAGCGCUAAGUUGCAGCGUUCCAAAGAAAAAUGGGAAGAAAAUGAAGCGGCGGUGGACUGGAGAAGAAGUGGCCGCGGUGCAACGCCACAUGACGGACUUCAUUGCACGAUGCCGAGUCCCAGGGAGGAAAUUCUGUGACCAGUGCCUUAGAUCAGAACCAGAAGCGCUGAAGCGAAGAGACUGGCGGGACAUCAAGAACUUUGUCCACAAUCGGAUCAUGGCAUCGAAGAAGAAGACCAGAUGA
Knipowitschia caucasica is the source of this 1314-nucleotide messenger RNA. Lineage: Eukaryota; Metazoa; Chordata; Actinopteri; Gobiiformes; Gobiidae. The record is from the annotation of a GenBank genome assembly.